Perkinsus marinus ATCC 50983 is the source of this 210-nucleotide messenger RNA. RefSeq lists its product as hypothetical. The record is from RefSeq and is a predicted model, not a curated record. The transcript has a single exon. Bases 1 to 210 code for a protein of 69 amino acids. Lineage: Eukaryota; Perkinsozoa; Perkinsida; Perkinsidae.
AUGUCUCUAUCUUCAAGGCUUGAUGUUGAGAUGGAUAAUGGAGAGUCUAGAUCUACCACAGGAUACGAGUGGACUGAUUUAACUACAAUCAACCGUAUUGGUUCUAGUCUCUCCGGAGCCUAUCCGGCUGCACCCAAUGACGCUCUUGUAGUCUUGGGUGAUCUUCUGGAUUUCUCAAAUCGGUACCCUAAGUAUUGGGACACCAAUUAA